Pan troglodytes (chimpanzee) is the source of this 2379-nucleotide messenger RNA. It is a transcript of the gene SLC25A37, whose product is annotated as solute carrier family 25 member 37. The transcript has 4 exons. Lineage: Eukaryota; Metazoa; Chordata; Mammalia; Primates; Hominidae. Gene Ontology annotation, molecular function: ferrous iron transmembrane transporter activity. Gene Ontology annotation, biological process: iron import into the mitochondrion. The coding region runs from base 1135 to 1698 and encodes 187 amino acids. Gene Ontology annotation, cellular component: mitochondrial membrane. The record is from RefSeq and is a predicted model, not a curated record.
CCCCACUGUCCCGCACACCAAUGGCGCGGCGGCCGCCGGCCUCUUGGUUCCCGUCGAUUGGUGUCUCUGGCCGCUGCGCUCCACCCCAGCCCGCCAUGGCGUCAGGCGCCGCAGCCCCGGGGAGGUGGCUCCCACUUUAAGAAGUGAAGUUUUGCACCCCUCCCCCUCCCUGCCCACCUCCUGCAGCCUCCUGCGCCCCGCCGAGCUGGCGGAUGGAGCUGCGCAGCGGGAGCGUGGGCAGCCAGGCGGUGGCGCGGAGGAUGGAUGGGGACAGCCGAGAUGGCGGCGGCGGCAAGGACGCCACCGGGUCGGAGGACUACGAGAACCUGCCGACUAGCGCCUCCGUGUCCACCCACAUGACAGCAGGAGCGAUGGCCGGGAUCCUGGAGCACUCGGUCAUGUACCCGGUGGACUCGGUGAAGACACGAAUGCAGAGUUUGAGUCCAGAUCCCAAAGCCCGGUACACAAGUAUCUACGGAGCCCUCAAGAAAAUCAUGCGGACCGAAGGCUUCUGGAGGCCCUUGCGAGGCGUCAACGUCAUGAUCAUGGGUGCAGGGCCGGCCCAUGCCAUGUAUUUUGCCUGCUAUGAAAACAUGAAAAGGACUUUAAAUGACGUUUUCCACCACCAAGGAAACAGCCACCUAGCCAACGGUAUUUUGAAAGCGUUUGUCUGGAGUUAGAAAGUUCUCUUCUUCAACACGUCCCUCCCCAGGGUGUUCCUCCCUGUGACCCAGCCGCCUCGACUUCGGCCCGCUUGCUCACGAAUAAAGAACUCAGAGUUGUGUGUGCAAUGCACACCCAGACACACGCACACACAUGCGCGCGCACACACAUGCUUUUUUCUGUUCCCCUCCGCUUUCUGAAGCCUGGGGAGAAAUCAGUGACAGAGGUGUUUUGGUUUUAUUGUUAUGUGGGUUUUCUUUUCUAUUUUUUUUUUGUUUUGUUUUUAAACAUUCAAAAGCAAUUAAUGAUCAGACAUAGGAGAAACCCUGAAUAGAAACAAAACUUUUGAAUGCUGGAUUCAAAAAAAAAAAAAGUUAUCUGGACAGCUUCUUUGAGACUAUUUAAAAACUGGUACAACAGGUCUCUACAACGCCAAGAUCUAACUAAGCUUUAAAAGGGAUAGCUGGGAGUAUGGCCACCCUGCUCCACGAUGCGGUAAUGAAUCCAGCAGAAGUGGUGAAGCAGCGCUUGCAGAUGUACAACUCGCAGCACCGGUCAGCAAUCAGCUGCAUCCGGACGGUGUGGAGGACCGAGGGGUUGGGGGCCUUCUACCGGAGCUACACCACGCAGCUGACCAUGAACAUCCCCUUCCAGUCCAUCCACUUCAUCACCUACGAGUUCCUGCAGGAGCAGGUCAACCCCCACCGGACCUACAACCCGCAGUCCCACAUCAUCUCAGGCGGGCUGGCCGGGGCCCUCGCCGCGGCCGCCACGACCCCCCUGGACGUCUGUAAGACCCUUCUCAACACUCAGGAGAACGUGGCCCUCUCGCUGGCCAACAUCAGCGGCCGGCUGUCGGGUAUGGCCAAUGCCUUCCGGACGGUGUACCAGCUCAACGGCCUGGCCGGCUACUUCAAAGGCAUCCAGGCGCGUGUCAUCUACCAGAUGCCCUCCACCGCCAUUUCUUGGUCUGUCUAUGAGUUCUUCAAGUACUUCCUCACCAAGCGCCAGCUGGAAAAUCGAGCUCCAUACUAAAGGAAGGGAUCAUAGAAUCUUAAAGUCAUUCUCUGCCUGCAUCCAGCCCCUUGCCCUCUCCUCACACCUAGAUCAUUUUUUUUUUUUUUUUUUUUUUGCAGGGUGCUGCCUAUGGGCCCUCUGCUCCCCAAUGCCUUAGAGAGAGGAGGGGACAGCACGGCCGCUCACCGGAAGGCUGUGUGCAGGGACAUCCGAGGUGGUGGUGGACAGGAAAGACUUGGGAAGGGGAGUGAGAAAUUGCUUUUUCUCUUCCUCCCUGGGCAGAAUGUAGCUUUUCUGCUUCACUGUGGCAGCCUCCUCCCUGGAUCCUUAGAUCCCAGAGGAGGGAAGAAAAUUUACAGUGACUGAAAACAGUAAAAAAAAAAAAAAAAAAAAAUUAUGUAUAUAAAAGUUCCAUUACACAGUACAAAAUAGAUGGAUAAUGUUUAUCCUUUAUUUUUCUAUGUAGAAGUUUUUGAAUUUGUGUGUGUGCUUGUGCGUGUCUACACCUAGUAUUACGGCUGGGACUCUCCAGCUGUUUUUGUUGUUGUUAUGUUUUUAAAUAAGAGGGUUGAAUUCUUCCAUCAGGUGAACGAAAAAGGCACCAAAGUAAUAAAUCAGUGAAUGUGGCCUGCAGCUGUGUUUAGCCCCUCCAGAUGGAAGUUUCACUUGAAUGUAAAAUAAUAAAGUUUAUAUUUUGAA